AUGGCGCUUCGUCGCAUAGUGGGCUUCUGGGCUCUGGUCCUAGGCACAGUAUCCGAUGCAACUUUGGUAGGCAAGCGCGCCAUUCAGACACAGCCCAUUGAGAUCAUCGUCGGAUCGUCUACAUUGUAUGAUACUUUAACCAGUACAUUUCUCAUCCGAACUGAUGCUACCUACACGGCCAAUACUCCCGUUUAUGGGCAUGGUGAACCAAACACUACAUACAACAUUCCCCUCGAUUCUCAGUGGCCAUCAUGCGGCACUGUAAUGGUGGAGAGCCAUGUGACUAUACUAUCGUCGACCGACCGUGUAAUAUCUGCGCCCGAGACAACCACUCUGCCGACCGAGAAUCCGUGUGAUAUAGUAACCGUGAUCGUCAGAAUGCAAGGUUACAAGAAGGGUGAUCCCAACGCUCCUUCUUCCCAGGCUCCGAUCUCGGCUUUAUCUCCUCCUGAUGCGCAAAGCUCUGCUCCAUCCGGGGCAGACAGUUCUCCCAUUUCUCAAGGUGCCUCUGCGGUAUCUUCAGAUCCCACAGCGCCUGGGCAAGGUACAGAUAGCACCGCUGUUAGCAACAUGCAGUCUUCCCAGGGCGACUCUACAACGUCUUCAGAUCCUGGAGUGCCGUGGACUACAAUAACCUCGCAAGGAACUGGUACUGAUCCCAUGACCACCACUCAAUCUCCAACUAGACCCGGCGAGACAGGAACAGUUUGGGUCAUGGCCGCCAGGUCUCAAAUGAGCUCAGACUCCCCGAUUGAGUAUACCACCGUCACAAGCACCGGCACCGACGCCAGUACUUACACAACCACGGAGGCCCCGUCAGGAUCUGGCCCUGGUACGGUGGUAAUUGUUGUACCAAGCCCAUUGGCUCAAUACACAACCGUGACAUCCUAUGAUAGCUCGAUUACAGCUGCAGCCACGAGCAAAUUGACUCCUAGUGCCCCAGGAGGAACCGGUACUGUUGUUGUCUAUGAUCCGUAUGAUUGGGUGACCACCACCUCUUAUGACGAUGCCGCUUCGUCUGACCAUAUAACGACCAUGUGGCCUUCGGCGUCUGGUCAUGUAGGAACGGUAGUCAUGGUUAUGGCAUAUAAAUGGGUGACAGUCAGCUCAUAUGACCAAACAAUCACACCCGCAUCUACAAAAACUAUUUCCCCAGCGUCCCCUGACCAAACAGGUACCGUUGUGGUAUAUCAGCCUGAUCCAUGGAUCACAGUGACUUCCUAUGCAACUGUCACGGCAGCGUCAACAAACACUAUAUCUCCAACUGCUCCAGGCGCAACAGGCAAGGUUGUUAUCUAUCAGCCAUACCAGCGGCAAGUAGUCACCUCUUACGAUUCAAGCAUCACAGCCGCAUUCACGACCACUAUGCCACCGCCUCCUGAUGCACAGACAAUCAGUGUUAUUGUAUACCAACCUUAUAAGUGGGCCACCGUUACAUCUUAUGGAGAGUUUACAUCUGACUCUACAUCCACUAUAUCUGCAACUGCUCCAGAUGAAACAGGCAGUGUUAUUGUGUAUCAGGCUAAUCGGUGGACAACCUUCACUUCCUUUGGAGAAUUUACAGCUGCAUCGACAUCUACGAUAUCACCAUCUAAUCCGGGUCAAACUGGCACUGUAAUCAUCUUCAAUCCACAGCCAUAUACAACCAUUACUUCUUACGGAGGUACUACAGCUGAAUCGACAACAACUAUAGCUCCGUCCACUCCAGGGGCGACAGGGAUCGUGGUUGUCUUCAAAUCGCAGCCAUAUACAACUAUUACGUCGUACGCAGCUGUCUCAACCGAUACCACACACACCUCGCCUCCUCCUGCUCCUGGCCAGACAGGCAUUGUUUUGGUCUUGAUGCGACAGGCGUAUACGACUAUUACUUCGUAUGGAGACGACGUCACGGCUGAAUCUACAACCACUAUAGCACCAUCUACUCCAGGGCAAACGGGUACUGUCGUUAUCUUUGAUCCACAGUUUUAUGUGACCGUCACCCGAUAUGGAAGCGUCACGGCUGCCGCUACAACGACUGAAGGCGGUGACGGGCCCAGCCCAACUCGUACCGUCGUGGUUGAUCUCCCUCAGCCCUACACUACAGUCACUAGCUAUGGCGCUUUCACCGCAGCCACCACCAAAACAUAUCCGCCCUCCGAGGCAGGGAUGACAGGCACUGUAGAAGUUGAUCUUCCGCAACGUUUUACAACCGUUACGAGCUACAGAGAUGGUCUGACUGCGGCUGAGACUACAACAUACCCAGUAGUUGUGCAAGGACAGUUUGCUACUGUUGAGAUUGAUUUACCUCAGUCUUACACAACAGUCACAAGCUACAUUGCAGGUCUCACAGGCCCGGCAUCUACGACCUUACCAGCAACCAAUCCAGGCGAUGUGAUGACUGUAGUCCUUAGCCUUCCUCAGCCUUAUACAACUACCACGACAUAUGCCGACAGUCUGACCGCACCUUUGACUACAACAAACCAACCGGCUAGCCCUGGGGACCCUGCCACAGUUCCUAUAAAGAGCCCUCAGUCUUAUUUAACUGUCACGAGUUAUGUUCAAGGCUUACCUGCUCCUAUGACUACGACGAACCAGCCUGCUAAUCCUGGAGAUCCGGUCACUGUUCUUGUGCAAAGGCCUCAGGCAUACACGACUGUUACCAGUUAUGGUCCGUUUACAGCGGUAGCAACCACUACCAUGGCACCAGCUUCACAGGGUGGUGUAGCCACUGUUGUGGUACAAUCGCCUCAGCCAUACACAACUGUAACCAGUUAUGGUCAAUUUGCAGCAGCAUCAACUACUACAAUGGCACCAGCGUACCAAGGUGGAGUAGCCACUGUCAUCGUGGACUUGCCUCAGUCCUACACAACUACCACAAGCUGGGGUACUUUCGCAACAGUUGGUACUACCACCUGGUCGCCAGCUUCUCCGGGUGGCGUUGCUACAGUGGUUGUGCAAAAACCCCAACCAUAUACCACUGUAACUAGCUAUACCACUGUCUCAAGCAUCAGCACAUCCACCGGUACACCUGCUGUCGCUGGGCAGACUGGCACUGUAGUUGUCAUCGCUCCCGCAGUUGGAACCAAGGCUGCAGAUCAAACAUGUGGCAACGCUGGUCUGGAAUACGCUAUCUAUACCAACUCGUACACGAACGCUGAUGCGCCCAAUUACUCUUCCCUCAACGUCGGAUAUUUUGCCACCGCUUCACCGACGUACACUGGUAUUACUACCUCUAUGGGCAUCUUAGAACCAGGAGGAGUGACAGGAGGGAACUCCGGCCCCGCUCAGGCUAUCUAUCCUGGCUCACCGAGUCAGACGUGGCAGUACAAGGCUGUGAACCAUCGCGCAUUCUUAUAUGCGCCUAUUACUGGUACUUAUUCUGUUGUUGUCCCCUAUUCAGAUGAGAUUACACUGGUUUGGUACGGUAAUAAGGCCUUAUCAACAUGGACACGUGCCAAUGCAGAUCUGGAGCAGGGUUAUUCAUACGGGCCUUCCAGCUCUAAGACCCUUAAGAUUCAAUUGACAGCGGGUACUUACACGCCGUUCCGAGUUUUCUGGGCUAAUGCUCAGGGAGAUUAUGCUAUGUCAGCUCCAGCUCGUUCGCAACGCACAUCCCGCGCCCCAAGCGCCGCUAUGGCCAUCUUUCCCUCCUGGCAAGGCUUUGAAUGGCUCUCAAUGCCUAAAACGGGGAAACGGGAACACGCGAGCUCUUCGCCACUAGAGGAAGACAGCGAAGGACAGGGUGUUGGGGACUUGGUUGUUCCAUUGACGGAGGAGAUCCACGCAACCUACGUGCAAAGCGUUAUAGGCUCGUUUCCCUCUUUAGUUAUGGUCCUUGCGAAAGCAUGCGCACUAGUUGCCAUCUGUCCCGAUACACAUUAUGUCCAGGCAUUCGUUGCUUACGUCGUGAUCCUGGAUGACUAUAACUACAUAGCGAAUGUGCCUGAAGACGUGGACCAUGCUACACUUACGCAUCAUUAG
Fusarium coffeatum is the source of this 3960-nucleotide messenger RNA. RefSeq lists its product as uncharacterized. NCBI's taxonomy places the organism in Eukaryota, Fungi, Ascomycota, Sordariomycetes, Hypocreales, Nectriaceae. The transcript has 5 exons. Gene Ontology annotation, biological process: cell adhesion. The coding region runs from base 1 to 3960 and encodes 1319 amino acids. Gene Ontology annotation, cellular component: fungal-type cell wall. The record is from RefSeq and is a predicted model, not a curated record.